CCGCCAGUCUCGAGCAGCUGUCCAACAUGGCGAUCACGGGAAACGGAUCUCUCACUAUUUCUCUCUCUGUUUUCGUGAUUUCAGCAGCGUUUCUUCUAAAAGGAGCCGCUGAGACCUUGUCAGUUGAAGGUCAAAACCUGGGGACUGAUAAUGUAUCAGUGAUUGAGGGAGAGAUGGCGACCAUCAGCUGCAGGGUGAAGAACAAUGAUGACUCAGUCAUCCAGCUCCUCAACCCCAACAGGCAGACCAUCUACUUCAGAGACGUCAGACCCCUGAAGGACAGCCGGUUCCAGCUGGUGAAUUUCUCCGACAACGAGCUGCGGGUGUCUCUGUCCAACGUGUCACUGUCAGAUGAGGGACGCUAUGUGUGCCAGCUCUACACAGACCCUCCUCAGGAGGCCUACGCAGACAUCACUGUGCUGGUCCCACCAGGCAGUCCAAUCAUGGAUUCCCAAGAGGAUGUGGUCAGUGAGGGGAACGAGACAGAGCUCACCUGUACAGCCAUGGGCAGCAAGCCUGCCGCCUCCAUCAGAUGGAUGAAAGGAGAGCAGGAGCUGACAGGCAAGAUGACGGUGGAUGAGACCUACGACGGGAUGUUCACAGUCACCAGUAGGCUGAGACUCACCGUGUCCAAGGAGGACGACGGAGCGCCAGUCAGCUGCAUCAUCGACCACCCAGCCGUGAAGGACCUCCGGGCACAGAGAUACCUGGAAGUGCUAUAUCAACCAGAAGUGAAGAUUGUUCAGGCAUUCCCUGAAGGUUUAACGAGAGAGGGAGAGAAUCUAGAGCUGACGUGCAUAGCAAAAGGCAAACCACAGCCCCAUCAGAUCAGCUGGCUCAGAGUGGAUGAUGAUGUGCCGUCUCACACCGUGAUCACCGGCUCUGACCUCUUCAUCGAAAACCUCAACAAGUCGUACAACGGCACGUACCGCUGUGUGGCCUCCAACGCCGUGGGAGAGGCCUACGAUGACUACAUCCUCUUUGUAUACGAUGCUCCUACCACGAUCCCCGCACCCACCACCUUGAACCUAGACAACACCCAAGACUCCAGAGCUGGCGAGGGGGCGCCACAGAAGAUAGACCACGCUGUCAUCGGAGGCGUGGUUGCCGUGGUGAUGUUCGCUAUCCUCUGUGCACUCAUCGUCCUGGGGCGCUACUUCGCCAGACACAAAGGCACCUACUUCACACAUGAAGCCAAAGGGGCAGACGACGCAGCAGAUGCAGACACGGCCAUCAUUAAUGCAGAGGGGGGACACAACAACACGGAAGAGAAGAAGGAGUACUACAUCUAAUGAUGAGAGGCCAGGGGGGUGUUAUGGUGGGGGGGUCCUGUAGGAGCACUAUAUCUAACUCUGAAUGGGCCGGAGGGGUGGGGGAGAGGUGGAGGACGAAAGGUGCAGCUGAGGAGGAAAGAGAGGUGGGGAAAGGAGAAGAGAAAAGGAGAGGAGUGAUGAGAAUUGAAGAGGAGAGGAAGAUUGGAGUGGAUGAGUAGUGGGAGGCUUCAUUGCUUCGUCGUGGAUUCUCCCAUCCAACCUCUCCUGGACUGCUGGGUCCCAUUCUGUACAGUUCAAUUAUUUUACAGACAAUUUUGUGCCUUGUUCUAUUUCUUUCGUAAUUGUUGUCGUCCCCCCCCCGUCCCCAUCCCCCCACCGUCGUCCCCCCCACCCCACCCCAAACCUGUUGACUCCACCAGUUCCUUUUUGCUGCAGUUAUCUUUUAGAGGAGAUGACACAGCACUUCUUCUCUUGUUGUCCUGCUGAUCCAUCUUAGCUUGUGUACCAGGCUUUUAGAAGCACCCUCUCUCUCGCUCUCUGUGUCUCUCUCUCUCUAUGCUGUGUACUGUAGAAGCAGCCAACAAUACAUUUGAGUCAUUUCCAGCUGAAACCUAUUGUAAACAACUCUUAUCAAUAUCAAACUAUACCGUCCCUCUUAACUCAAUCAUAAAUAUGACCUCUCCUGCUGUAUCAGACAUCCUGAAACAUCACUUUUAUUUUUAUUCUGUGGUUAAAAGACUGAAGUUGCUGCCAUGGUCAUAAGACUUGUUGAGUUGUGUUGUCUUAACUGUUACGAUAAGAGGUUCAAACCUCUUAAUGAGGUCACUAGGUGUGGGGUUAAGGUCACAAUAUGGUUUACUCUGGGUCAUCAUACUCAUACCCUUAAUGAUCAGUAAAUGACCAAUGUAAUAGUAAUGCUUGUACAUGUGUGUAAAUACAGUGCAUAUAUUACCCAGUAUUUUCAACACAGGUUCAAUUCUAGUUGAAAGAAUACUCUUCUACAGAUAAAACAAGUUCAAUUGUGUUAUUAUAUACUGAAUUUAAUAUAUUGAAUGUAUAUUUAGAAACCUUACAAGGACCUUCAAACCCUAUUUUAUUGCUGUCAAGGCCAGGGAUCAUCAUCUAGAUUCAGCCCCGGGUCAAUUUCUUCUUGAGCGGAUAGUUGGCGAGGGGGAACAUCAUUUAAAAAAAUACUUUUAGACUGAAAAUUAAUAAUAAUAAUAAUAUUUCACUAAAACAUAAUAAUUUCAAACUUUGUUUACAUAUGGGGACAGUGCUCUGCAUAGGGAACGUCUUUUGGAUGGGACGUUAAAAUGGGUCUCCUGCCUCUGUGGUCAUUCAAAAUCCCAUGGCAUUUAUUGUAAGAGUAGGGGUGUUCACCUCAGUGUCAUGGUUAAAUUCCCAACCCGGCCACAUUCCAUCAUGACCACCUAAUCAUCCCCCGCAUUGCUAAUUGGGAUCCAAUUUUCUAAAUUAAAAUCACUUGAAGCUGAUUUCCCGGAAUUUUUAUAGUCAGUCUUAUGUCCAAAAUACCCCCCCCACCUCCCCCAAAAUAUAUAUAUUUUAAUUAUUUUAAAUUUUAUGCUCAGAAAACUUGGGGGGCCAAAUAAAACCACCCGCGGGCCAAAUUCAGGCCGCAGGCUGCCAGCUGGGAAACCAACCCUACCUUUAACUAGUCUGUUGGCUCAGGUUGCUAUUGAGAGGAAUAUACUGUAUCUCAGUAUGAAAAGGGAAGAAAAUAUGUUACUUAUACUUUAGAUUGAAGAUGUUUUAAUUGUAAUGAUGUCUAAUUAAAAACUCUUCUGUCUCUAUUUUUCAAACAUUAGCUAGUACACAAUUCUGUAUGUAUUAUUUUGACUGCCAUUGUAUAUUUUAUGGAUAUUAGGAUACACUUUUAUAUAAUUGUUGCAUUACUUCAUGUUUGUUUGGUUUUCAAAUUAGAAAUGUAACAGAACACUAAUGGUUAUUGCUCAAUGAGCAUUCCUAAUGGUGUCUGUGAGUCAUAAGUUAUUCAAGAUCCCCUAGAAGUUUUGAAUGGGGAAUGAGUAGCAUGGUUUCCAUUUCUGCCAUGUUUCCGCUUUUAAAGUAAAAGUACAGAUUGCUGUGGAAUCCCUGUAAUGCAUACUGAAGUUCCUGCUUUUAUCUUUCCACGGUACAUUAGUGGAUUUAUUGGAUAUAUAUCAGUGUGACUGGCAAAACAACUCCAAAUACAUUCAUAAAAAAGGACAGCCACUGCCUUACUUUGCUUUUAAAUAUGUCAUAAUGGUGAUGGAAAAAAAAGAGUGAAGGACUAAAUUCAGUGCCUUCCUUUUUUUAAAGGGUAUACAGUACGAUGUCAACAGUGUCAUACUAUAUCUUAGUAUAUGAAUCUCGUGCUACCUUACACCAGUAGUGGUAAUCUCACUCUCUAUUCACAUGUAACUCAUAAAUCAGACAGUACUAAGAAGUGGAAUAACAAGCUGGAGUUAUUUUCAGAUUGGAUAAAUAAUUGGAAUCGUAACUGAAUGAUAUGGCAGCUUCUAUUGAAAAACAUCUCCCCAUAACAAACAAGCUGAGUAGUGUUAAUGAUUUUAUUUACAGGUGAUCUAUUUCUGUCCGUUGAGAAUUUAUAAGGUAGCCGAAAUAGUUUAUUUAAUUUAUUUACGAAGUACAUUUUGGUUGUAUUUGUAUGGUUAUUGUGUUAGGUAUGUACUGUAAUUGUGGUCAAGGCUCACCACACUUUUAGGAAAGGUAAAACAAGCGAAACAGUCCUGGAAAUCUGAUCUUUAUUUAAUUGAAUUGCUUGAGUGUGAUGCAGAACAUAACCGAUACCAGUAUAAUACAUAGAAAUGUGCAAAUCAAUAUUAAUCUCAAAGCGUAUCGAUUAGUUCUGAACUUGCUUUUGUUUUGUUAAUCAUCAAUGUUUAUUCUGGAUACAAUUGAAGUGAAUGCUGUAGAGAUUCAUAUGAAGUGUUGUUUUUGUUUUCAGUAUACACUCAGUGGCCAGUUUAUUGGGUACGCCACCCGUUCACGAAAAUGGUUUUGCUCCUACAUAUAGUGAGUCACGUGGCCGUGGCUUGCUAUAUAAAGCAGGCAGACAGGCAUCGAGACAUUCAGUUACUGUUCGAUUGGACGUUAGAAGGAGAAAAACGACUGACCUAAGCCACUUUGAGCAUGGUAUGUAUUUCAGAAACGGCCGGCCUCCUGGGCGUUUCACGCACAACAGUGUCUAGGAUUUACAGAGAAUGGUGAGACAAACAAAAAACAUUCAGUCAGCGGCAGUCCUGUCGACAAAAACAGCUUUUUGAUGAGAGGUCGAAGGAGAAUGG
Messenger RNA from Oncorhynchus nerka (sockeye salmon), 4582 nucleotides. RefSeq names its product cell adhesion molecule 1-like. The transcript is spliced from 11 exons. Gene Ontology annotation, biological process: cell recognition; detection of stimulus; susceptibility to natural killer cell mediated cytotoxicity. Gene Ontology annotation, molecular function: signaling receptor binding. Gene Ontology annotation, cellular component: neuron projection; synapse; plasma membrane. The coding region runs from base 27 to 1292 and encodes 421 amino acids. The record is from RefSeq and is a predicted model, not a curated record. Lineage: Eukaryota; Metazoa; Chordata; Actinopteri; Salmoniformes; Salmonidae.